Molecule: messenger RNA, 420 nt
Organism: Linum trigynum
Lineage: Eukaryota; Viridiplantae; Streptophyta; Magnoliopsida; Malpighiales; Linaceae
Source: the annotation of a GenBank genome assembly
AUGGCAUUUAACAAUGCUCAGUUGCAGUCAUCUAUUCUGUUCAAGAAUCAGAGUUUUAGGAAUGCUGCCACCUACUCUAGGUAUCUUCGUCGCUUUCGAGACCGUCCUCUUUAUCCAUCGUUCUCCAUUCAGCCUACUGCCUUUUCCAAAUAUGACAUGAAUAUUCCUGCCUAUCUUCAUAUGCUAGGAUGGGAAUCUCUGGUGUCUGACCUGAGGUUCAGUCAAUGUCCUGAGGCUGUACGCCUCUUCUAUGUCAAUCUUCGUAGAGGUCCAGGAAGUGAUUCUUCCUUCUUCACUACUCUCGUCUAUGAUUAUGAAAUCAAAGUGACACCUGAUUUGCUAGCAUCUAUGCUGGAAAUACCUCAUGUUGGUGUCGUUUUGAUAAACAAGAAAGGGGAGUUACUUUACUCUUUUCAUUGA